UUUCACGUUGUUGUUCAGGUACUGGGAAGUCUUGAAGAAAUCUUCGGAAUGCCAGAACCGGCGAAAUCUGCUCCUGCUCCCAAGAAAGGCUCCAAGAAAGCCGUGAGUAAGACCCAGAAGAAGGGGGAUAAGAAGCGGAAGAGAACCAGGAAGGAGAGCUACUCCAUCUACGUGUACAAGGUGCUGAAGCAGGUGCACCCGGACACCGGCAUCUCGUCCAAGGCCAUGGGCAUCAUGAACUCUUUCGUCAACGACAUUUUCGAGCGCAUCGCCGGCGAGGCCUCCCGCCUGGCGCACUACAACAAGCGCUCGACCAUCACGUCCAGGGAGAUCCAGACUGCCGUGCGCCUGCUGCUGCCCGGGGAGCUGGCCAAGCACGCCGUGUCCGAGGGCACCAAGGCUGUCACCAAGUAUACCAGCUCCAAGUAGACACGUUCUAUUAGCAGAACUGUUAAUAUCUAACCAACUAAAAGGCUCUUUUAAGAGCCACCCAAGACUCCUCUGAAAGGGUGUAAUUGCUGAUGAGCUUUAGAGGGAACUUUUUUCAGGUUCC
Gavialis gangeticus (Gharial) is the source of this 553-nucleotide messenger RNA. RefSeq names its product histone H2B 8-like. Gene Ontology annotation, cellular component: nucleosome. The record is from RefSeq and is a predicted model, not a curated record. NCBI's taxonomy places the organism in Eukaryota, Metazoa, Chordata, Crocodylia, Gavialidae. The transcript has a single exon. Gene Ontology annotation, molecular function: DNA binding; structural constituent of chromatin; protein heterodimerization activity. Bases 49 to 429 code for a protein of 126 amino acids.